Trichomonas vaginalis G3 is the source of this 881-nucleotide messenger RNA. RefSeq names its product protein of unknown function, DUF4106 family. The transcript has a single exon. NCBI's taxonomy places the organism in Eukaryota, Parabasalia, Trichomonadida, Trichomonadidae. The record is from RefSeq and is a predicted model, not a curated record. The annotation marks the transcript as partial.
AUGUACGCCGCUCAGAAUAUAACGCCAACAGUUUUGGAUGCUAUGAAUGGAAAUGUUUCCGAAUGGUAUAACGAAUGCGACAAUGCCAUUAGAAGGUCAGAAAUAGUUCCUGGAACUUACGAAUAUACAACUGCUGUUUCUUAUGGAAACGUAGGUGAGUUUGGAGAAGGUUCUUCAACAACAGUAGAUAUUGCUUGCGACAGGUUUCAUAUAAUUUCUAUUGACAACUCUUUCUUAUACGUGGAACAAGACAUUGAAAUAAAACCUUCUGCCAAGUUGUCUGACAAGAAAGGUUGCAAUGGAAUUUUCUAUGUCGGAUACCAAUAUGCUCCAGAAGUUUUCAUGGGAUAUAAGAUAUAUUCUAACUCUGACUUAGUUCAAACAGUAACAUGGGCAAACUAUGAAUGGUUCGCUUUGAGAAACUCAGUACAACCACAAGCUAGAGAACAAACAGACCAGUAUGCAACUAUUGAGAAAAUAAGAAGACUUGACCCUAACGUUCCAGGAGUUUAUGUUGACCUUUCUGGACAAACUGCAGCAGCAAUAACCAAAGUAAAAUUGAAACUUAGAGUUCCUUUGUCAUCUUUCCUCAUCUUCAGGUUUUUAAGAUACUUGCCAAACUGGGCAGGAAAAAUUUCUAUCGAACUUACUCCAAGCAAAAAUAACUUAGUCAUUGCACCAACACAAGACCCAUUCACUCUUACAGACGUAAAGGGAGCAAAUCAAACGUCAUUCGCCGACUUUUGCAAAGACAAAGUUGACUUAGACUUUGGUUUCUCAAACCUCAACACUGAAGUAAACUACUACUUCAAUGCUGCUGGAACUGCUUGGGACCCAGUUAAGUUCACAUGCGAAAAAUUUGAAUGCAAGAGAAUAGAAAG